CCACCGAUCUGCUUGUUCUCCGCGGGCACUUUCUGGUGGCCUCUCGGUUGUGAUUUCAGGGUGUGCUGAUGUGCUGACACAAAAUGACCGAAUAUUCGACGACGACACCGUCCACGAGACCUAGGUCGCCUCUCUUUGGCACCGCCACAUUCUCAACACUUUCUCCCUCGCGAACACCCAUAUCUCCUUCCAUUUUCUCUUCCGAACGUUCAGAUACACCAAUUGCUUCAUCAUACGAUAGUGACGAUGCUUCGUCCUUACUUGGAAUGCGUCGCAUCACCGUCUCACCCUCUCCUAGCUCAAAGCAUUCUGAUAUAUACCCGGACGAUACCUCUGCACGAGGGGUAGAUGCUGAGCUCUCCUCCAUUGACGAUCAAAUUGACGACUUUCUGUCUGAGAUGUCGCACGAUUCCCCUGCGAGGACGCCUUCCACCUUCACUUCUUUGACUGGUCCGUCAACCUACACUUCAUACACGGAGCCGUACGCUUUCACUUCAUACACUGGCACGCAGACAGCUUCCGGCUCUCUGUCUUCCGGCUCGCAACCUUCGGUCGACUAUCGCCCUGCUGGGUCACCGCUCAUGGAUCGUGACAGGCGCGUGCUAAGCACCAUCUCUGAACACACCGAAAACACGCGCUCCCGUCCAAACUCGUUUGAGCAGCCCGGAGCUAAGCCGACCACUCAUUACUCGAAUGGAUCGUCUGGAGACGAACACAAACAGUCAGGUCAUGCUAGGGCAUCCACGGAGCCAGGAGGAACAACGCACACACCAGGUCGUGCUCUUCCUGCAACUCCGGGCCUGCGGGUGGUUGAGAAGAUUGCCUUCUUUGAGGACAAAGACAAAGCUUCUGGCACCAGCCCGUUGCGGGUGCUUGGUCAUUCUAGAACUGCUUCCGCUCCAUCGGGACCGCGAUCUCCUAGCCCAGUCACACCGACACAGAGCCAUUCAAUGCCUAAUCUGAGCACUGCUGGAUACGGCUACAGCACCACUGGUUAUGGAUCGCCGUCGAACAAGUCACCGGCGUCGCUUUUCUACUCCGGUUUCGACUCAACAAUGUCCUCGAUGUUGUCGCCACCCCGCCCAGCGACAUCCCUUUCGGGCGACUCUCGCGUUCCCCCAAGCACGACUGGAACGGCAGUGUUCACCAACUAUUCUCCUGGGCAUAUAGGGUUGCAGACGGCUUCCCCCUCAACCUCAUACGUGAAUGGAAGCUCAAGUACGUUCACACCAUCCUUCACCGGCACGAGUCUGCACACAACCCCAACCUCGUCUACUGCGACGGCCCAGCCGAUGUCUCACAGCGAGCGCUCGGCAGUUAAUCAAGUCCGCAGCGUAAUCAACAGAUGGAAAGAGCGGACGCCAUCAAUGGGCAGAUCUGACCAUUCUGUCGACUCACCGUCGCCAGCUGUGAGCGAGGGAUUGUUCAGUAUCAGGCGUAGGGCGAGCCGCGGGAGUGCGAGGCUCCGAGAUCAGGCGCUGCAGGCAGCGUACCGUCAGUCGGGGAGGAGCAUUAGCGAUCAAGUCAUACCUGAAGCAGGUGUUCCUGAGAGCACCAACGGCAGUGAAUCGCUGAGCACGAGCGGGUUGCUUCCACCUCCGUUUGAUCUUGCCGAAUUGGGUCAGUAUGCAGGCACUUCUGACUCACAGGAGCCCGUACGCAUUGGUCUACUAUGGUAUCUGAACGUCCAUGCCCCUCCGCCAUACAGGUGGCAACGUUGCCAGGCAUUGCUAUAUCCCCACAUGCUCCUCCUGUCAUGGGUCGCUCCGGGCGGCGGACGCGGCGUCGUGACGUUGGAUUUGCUGAAUUGUACGGAGGUCCGAUCAACGGCGUCGCCGACUCAUCAUGCAGCGCAAGACGAUGUGGGAACCUUGGCCGCGAUCACGCAGAGCCAGAACGCGAGUACCGCGGGAGAGGCACAGAUGGGCGAGCUGGAGCUGGUGCAGGCGCUAUGUCCGUUUCAACUGCUGUAUACUGAUGGGAUAGAGAGGCUCGGCACGGAUAGCCCGAGAGAACGGGUUAGAUGGGUCAGUGCAAUCUGGGAUGUACUUGAUCGUGCUGUGUCUAUUCCUGACCGGUCGGCCACAGGCUCGCCCACGGGCUCGAUACGUACGAUCCGUUCAUCCACCAGUACUGCCUCGACGCAAUCCACCUCCGCUGGCUCCGCAUUGACGCGCUAUGUUCCGCUGGUCGAGAACAUUCCUGACAUUUCCGAUCUGGUAUCCCUUUCCGGCUCGAGCACUCACACAGGUCUUUCUCGUCAUCCUUCUCUUGCGUCGACACAUCGCACCCGUGCCGCUGAUGACUUGGCUGUGUCUAAUCAGACAUACGUAUAUCCCGGAGACCCGCGCGUUAUCGCUUCCAGCAGAAGUAGUUCCUUGCGCCGGACGAGCUCCCUCACCGAUCUCGAUGAGGAGUUCGCCUCUGCGGUGCGAAGAGCGCGAGACGCACGUCCAGGUCUUGGGUUUGGGCUAUCACUUGCGGGUGGUAUUCCGGUAGGUGACGGAUCACCUGUGACAGUGUCAAGUGGGCCUCGGCUAGGACGCGAUGUCUACAUGUCACCACCGCCAACCGUAGGAAGAGUGGGCGACAAGGUUCGCGGUCGUGAGAGCAGUACAGUAUCUGUAUCUGAUGGUACGUUCUUCACUGCCCCAUCAUUCACCGAUAGAAUCAAGACACCGACAUCAAGCACCUAUUCGUCAUCCUUUACGCACACGUUCACGCCUGCGGUUACUAAGAACAGCACUGGCUUGACUGAAAGCGAAUCUGCUCUGGAAAUCGUUUCGGGUAGCGGCAUAGACAUUGUCACCUCGACUCUCUCAUUGAGAGAAACAACAUCUGCAUCUUCACUAGGGGAUUCACAAAGUGGCUCCAGCCAUCUCUCCGUUCCAGCGUCCUCGCGCAGUACGUUAUCGAGAUCGAGAGAAAUCAGACGAAGGACACCAAGAAGCAGCUCGAGAUCACGAUCUGCUUCUUACGUGGGCAGCACUGAUGAUACGAUAGACAGAGACACAUCGCCCGGUUAUCCGUCAUCGCGAGGACGAACGGCGACGGAUGAUCUCAGUACACUAGAGAGCUACUCACGGACCGACACGUACACGUAUACGCCGACACCGUCAACAUUGUCUUACACGAGGUCCGCCACGGAGACAGCCAGCGAUGUACCGACGCGCUCAGUUACGACUGAGGCUUCUCUUCCUUUUCGACCCAGAACACCGUCGGAGUUCUCUUACAUGUCUUUGGAGACGAUCCCUUCGCUGCAUACUACAGAAUACGAAACAGCGGAGGUAUGCUCUACUGAGUACGAAACGGCGCCCAAGUGUCCCACUGAGCGAACUUCGGAAUAUGAGACGGCGGAUGUUUGCACCACAGAACCUGGGAGCGAGUACAUUACAGCGAAUGUAUGCUCGUCCGACGCAUCCACAGAUUACAGAACAGCCGAAUGCCGGUGCCUCAAGCCUGACGCGAUCGAUGACGAUGCCAUGAGCACCAUGGCUCCUUCAACUAUCCCGACGAUACCAUCGCCGCCGCCAGAAAGUUUCAUGGAAAGAGAGAUCCAGCCAGAGGACGCUCCGUUACCAUCGACGACGUUCAAUCCCUCGACGGAAUUCAGCAUGUUCGUCGAGCCGACUCCCUCUGUUCUUUCUUCCAGGUCAAUACCCGGACCUUCGCCCAUUCAGCCGCCUCCAUCCGUCCCUCGAAGCCUUCCCUCCAUGUCGAGCAUCUCUUCUCCCACGGAGUCUUCAGUGACGCCAACAUCGUCUAGUCUACUCACGCCGACAGUGCCCUCAACGCUGCGGCGCUCGCCAAUUCCGCCGAGUCCUUCGGUGCCCGAAUCGCUAUGGGCCGCCGAAUCCGAUGGGUCAUACGAGUCAUCACUGCUAAGAGCGUCACCUUCAGUACAAUCGCUUGCAUUGCCCGAAGGGGUGGAUGCGUCAUUCGACACAUCAUUUCUCCGACCUACCAGUUCUGUCCCUUCUUCUACGCUCACGCCGAUCACUGAAGUCAGCACUGGGGCCACUCUGUCCUCGGCUUCCUCGUCGCUCACUCCUACUCCGUCGAGUGCGUCGUUGCCUCCGAGUGUGCCUUCUCCGACACCUGUGUCUUCAAGGUCAAGUUUGGCUGUCCCUAGCCUACAUCUCAGUCGCACAGCCUCUUCCGUUUCUGCAGCUUCAUCUGUCUCCAUGCGCUCAUCUGUUCUUGAACCGAGGUCUCUUAUGGAUUUCCCAAUGUCUGAGCCAUCUACCAUGCCAUCUCUGCCAUCGACAGUCAAGUCACAAUCCCCACCAAUUCCUGUUUCGUCAUUGGCGAGAAUGUUGUCACCGCCAUCCGUACCGCUUCCGCCAUCUCCGAUGCCGUCCGCACCGUCAGGGACUAUGAGUGUCAGCAUCAGUACGCCUCGCGGCGACGUGCCUUCUAUCAUGUCCGACAUCGAGACGAUCCCAUCUCAAGCAUCGAGCCAUAUUCUCACUCAUGAUGUUAACCGCCUCCUGCAAUAUCUGCACGAAAUCGACGGGCAGCGUGGCGCUGAAAAUCGAGAGAUUGCUCAAGACAUACAAGACAUCAGACGACUGUUGGAAGAUCUAAGAGACAAUCAACGUCCGAUCGAAGUGCAGAUGCCGGAGACUCCACCUCCUGUUCCAAUGAAGGAUAGAUCUGUUGGGGGGAGUAAUGCGAUCUCGUCGGCACGGUUGAUACCUGCGGCCCGUCGCGAACUCUCUAUGCGCGACAUGGCUCCCGGGUCUCGUUUGAUCCCGCUCACUCUCACACCGCCUCCGGUACGACUGCCAUCGCCCUUGUCGGAGACAGAGUCCAUGUCCUUCCUCUCCUCACACCAUUCAGAUGACCUCAGCUUGCUAGAAUCAGAGUCCUACCCACCGAUGCCUCCAUCUCCUUCCUGGCCGUCCUCAUCCGACUCUUCUCCCGCCUCGUCUCCGCAGUCAGCAGGGCCACGUACUCCGUCGCCGUCCUCUCCGGCUCCCUCAACGUCUUCUAGCGGUACUGCUCGCCCCGUGCCCAGCAUCAACUUGGGCGAUCUUCGUGAUGCUUUGACGCGGAUGCGAGAAGAAGUAGGCGGCCUUAGAGAUGGUCAAAUCGAGGCCAACCACGUUCUCGAUGAGUUGCGUAAUAGGGCUCUUGGUCAAGAUGUAGCAGAUGUUUGCCGGAGAAUAGAGGAUGGGUUGCAACAGCUGCUGUAUCAAGCACAACAACCAAGAUCAGCUGAACAACAGCAGCCAAUGCCACAGCCGCCACCUCCGCAAUUCCCUCAAGCACCACAAAUGCAACCUCAGGCGCUCGAAGACCUGCCCGAAUCUGUCUACUCAUUGGGCUCAGAGCCUUCAUUGCGAGACGUCGUUCAGCGGCUUAGAGAGUUGGGCCGUGAGCAGCCACAGAUUCAAAUGCCCAUUCCCCGUCGCGCUGGGCCUUCGUUUGACGAGAGGUUGGUUGAUAUCCUGUCAGAAGGUCAACCACCAGUCCAACAACCAGUUCAACCCCCACCUCCUAUAAUCCCGUUGACAUAUCGCCCUGGUCCCCGCGGUACUCGCCCUCGCAGUGCAAGUCCAAUCUUCGAGGGUGACUUGCCGCCUCGUCCGGGCACAUUCCCUAUCACUCGACCUGUACAUACUGAGAGGCCCCCUGCUCGUCCUAUCCGGACACGGCAGCCUGCGAGCCAAUAUGCGAUGCCUCCCUCAUCGGAAGGAGGAGAAUCAAUGUAUCCGCCCCGCGGCGGACCCUUAGGGACUGGCCGCCCUCCGGUAGGUCCUCCCGGAAGCGAUAUCGAUUUUGAUCGCGAGGUUCGACGACUGCGUAGGCAGCGUCAGGCAGGGGGUGAUGGGUUUCACGACAUAACGCGGGGUCCAGGCAGAGCUCCGACUGCCCCUGCAGCUUUGGGUGUUCCCAGAUCCAUUGGCCCUUCAGCACCGACUGAGGCCGGUCAAGCAGUACCUCCACCGGGCGCCUUUGCCCAUGCAGUGCCGACAAUCUUACAAGUACCCUUUGACGAGAUAUUGGGUCUUUUGCGGGAGAACCGAGCUGCGCACAGUGCAUCCAUCGACCAGAUCCGGGAAAUCAUGAGGUAUCUCAGAGACUUCAACGAGUGGCAUGGGCGAGAUGUCCAAGAUAGACAUACAGAGAUGAGCGGUUUGAGUACCAGAAUCGAUCAGAUAGGUGGCCUCCUAAAUGAAUUGCUGGACAGACGUGCCGAAGGCAUACCUGGUGUCAUUCCGACUUUCCCGGGGGCCCAGCGAAGCGUCGGUAUGCCUCCAGGUGUGCCACAGACAGGUAUCACCAUGCCUCAGCCUCAACCUGGAGUAGGAGUAUAUCCACCGGGCUUUGUGCCGCAGCCAGGAGUAGCCGUUGUCCCUCCAAUUGAUGGUAGCAGGACUCCGUCGCCAGGCUUCCCACCUGUCAUACCGCCUACGCCUCAGCAGGCUCAAUAUCCAUCCCAAUUUCCGGUGACUCCACCAGGGCCGCAAUAUAUGCUACCCGCACAGCCACCCCCGGUGCUUUAUACAGGUCCAGCGGUAGUUGGUGAGGAACCGCCAUUUAUGCCUCCUUCACCGACGUACUCUGGUUCCAGCGACAGGACACUGACCGACAGGACACGUUCGGAUGAGGGAUCUAUCCGGUUUAUCCCUCCCCAAGGGGUGCCAGUACAGCAGGUGCCAGGAGGGCAAUUUUUUCCACCCCCUGGUGUCACUGUCCUGCCACCACCGCCAUCACAACCGCCGGUUGUUAACGUAGAGCGCGAUUAUACGGCCUCGCCCUCCAUCCGACAUUCCGGCGAAGAACGUCCUGCCGACAUUGGCAGCGGGACUCGAUCGCCUCCACUCCAUGUUCUCACUGAGCCACGUGUGGGGUCUCCACGGCAUCCUGAUGCUCCCUACGGGCAGCCAUCGACGAUGGGGGGGCUUCAACCUCAGCACACAUUGGUCGCCCAACCACCACCAGGCACUCAUGUUUUACCUCCGGAAGUCAUACGAAUGCGUUCUGCCUCGCCUAUACGUUCUUUCGGUGAGGAGGAUCGAGAUGCAGUGCCCCACGGUACUUUUACACGCAUCGACCAACCUCCCGGAGGACAUCCAUUCGCACCAGGCUAUCCUUCCCACGCGGCAGCAGAGCCAGUUCCUGCUCAAUUUGAUCAGCGCGAAGAACCUGUUUUGAUGCAACAGAGCCCGCCUCGAUCUGCGAGGCCAGAUUUUGUGCCUACACCGGGGAUGCGCACGGCUGACCCCGCACGCCCUCAUUAUGCCUCUCGUUCUCCUUCCCCUAUCAGGGUACACGUUCCUUCGCAGGUUGAGCCGGAAGUUCCAUAUGGUCGAAUCCCUUCGUCCCAUCCACGAAGUAUAGCGGGCGCCUCUAGACCUGUGACCAUUCGAGUACCGUCUUCACGGCCAGAGUUGUCUCCGCCUCCACUUGAAGGCUACGAGGACCCUCGACAACGGCGGGCCCGUCCAGAUGAAGAGCCACACGAGUCUGAUAGAGACCGUGGGGGACCUGAAGAUCAUCGUCGGAGCGGAUCCCGUGCAGGCGGCGAAUUCCAUGAUCCUGACCGUUCCGGACGAGGGUUUGCCUCUGGCGCUCGUUCUCCUGGAUACUCGGAUGCGGAAGAGCCUGCCCGCCAACGACCACGAUCUCAGCGAGCGGAGCCAGGACACGUCGAACUCGUGCGCUCACCACCGCCAGGAACGCCGCAUAUACAGGUUGAACGUUCGCCUCAGCCAUCCGUGCAUGGUUCAUCUCCACGGUCUGAGUAUGGACCUCUGCCUCCGCAUUCAGAGCCCCAUCGCAUGGAACGGUCGCCUCCAACAUCCGGCCAUGUACAAGUGCCAUCAUCAGAAGAAGAGGAGCUACCUCCACCGGGCCCAUCGCGUCGCUCUGGAGUUCCUCCUCGUUCUCCAGCGCCGCCGACAUACAUAGAGGUAUCAGAACCAGGAGCUGAACCUGGUUAUGGCCGCCAAGAGUUACAUUCUCCUGAAACCCGCACUGUCCAUGUGGCUCCUUCCAGAUCGGGCUCAGUGACCCCGCGGCCGCAUUCUGCAUAUUUACAUGGUCCUGGUUCACCAAGUCAUGAGAUUGAACGAUCUCCAAGCAUUGCUUCGGACUUGGAAAGGACAUAUGGCGACGCGGACAGGCGGAGCCCAGGAGCGUCUCGCGUACCUACUCACCCAGCCGAGCCGUCCGCAUCGUACCGUGUCUCCCGCAGUGAAGAGCCAAGACCUGAGUAUACUCGAUCAAUUGCGCCGAGCGUUGAACGUAUGCCAUCACCAUUGCCAGUACCCCCACCGCGUUCCGAGGCUUCAGGGCCUCCUGCUGGAUCACAAUAUGCGGAGCCCCGCGAUGUGGGAGUCCCGCGCACAGCGUUCGCUGAACCUGGACAAUUCGAGCGUCCGCCAGCUUCAGCUGCCGUUGAUCAAUAUAGGGCGUCGGGCCCCGGCGAACUCGGGUUCGAAGAAGCGGAACGGGAACGUGCCGAUCGCUUCGGAGCACUUGAUCAGCAGCUUACUGACACGCUUGCUGCAGCCCAGAAUGCGGAAGAACGACGAGAGCAGGAUUUCAGAGCAAAUGAGGAUGAGCGAGAGCAUAUUUUCGAAGUGAACGAACGCCGCCGAGAUCAAGAAGCCAUGCAGCGGCGAGAUGAGAUCUGGAGAGAGCUAGAGCAGCGAUUGGCCUCUUUAGUCCCACAAGCGCAAGAACCAUUACCUGUGCCUCCGCCAGGCGAAACUGGCGCUGUUACCGAAGGAGAGGUACCGCCUACCGCCGAAAGCGAAGCCGGUCGAGCACUGUCUGUGGUGUCGGAAACUCCCGUCGAGGGCACUGCUCCCGGUGUUGACACCCAGUCCAUCAUCGAGUCCAUUCAGAGUGCUACUCAAGACGCUGCGACAAGGCAUGCACACGAGAUCCUAGAGACCGUUCGUCUUGAGCGAGAAGAGCUGGCACGCGAGCGUGAGCUGGCACAAGCAGAACGGGAUCGUCAUCGGGAAGAGCUACAAGUGGAACGUGCACGACUGGAUGAAGAGCGCGAGGCGCGCAUACGCGCGCUGACGGAAGAGAACGCUGCACUGCGGGAGGAGAACGCGUCCAUCCGGGCAGAGCUCGAGAAUGAGCGGCAGCUGAGGCUGACGGAGGACAGCGAGAGGCGCGAGCGUGAGCGGGCCGAGUUGCUCGAGCGGGAUGAAGCUGUGCGGAACCAGCUGAGCGACAUCACGAACCUCGUCUCGGAGCAACGGGAUGAGCUCACCCGCACGCGCUCGGUGGCAGACGAGCGGUGGGCCGAGAAGCAAAACUGGAGGGAACAGGACAACCAGCGCCAAGAUGAGCUGCGGGAGAUGGUGGAUCGUAUUAUUGCAGACAGGGAGGCUGACAAGGCUCAGAUGGAGGAGGAACGGCUUGCUAGAUCUAACGAUCCUACGAUACAACAUGUUUUGGACGAGAUGGCGAACUUCAGGGCAGAGCAAGAUCGCAUACUGCGUGAAAUGUCUGAUGAAUGGCGUAAUGAGUGUGCGCAGAUGCACGAACGAACCAUGGAUGCUGUGAGGGCCACGGCACAUGAGCAGAUUCCAUUUAACAUCCAGGGCUACCUCGAUGAGUUCAGCAGGUCCCUCGCGAAUGAGGUUCGCAUGCUGCUUGCCGAGGUCGGUAAUUUGAGGGAACAACGGCGCAACUUGCAAUACGAACUGGGCUGCCUAUUAACGAUGAAGGCGAAGAUGGGCCCUGGUGGCGAAUUUGAUCCCGAUUGGAGACCUGCAACCGGACCUUGCGCGCAAAAUCCUGCUACAGGCGCUCCGCCAUCUGAGGCGCCCCCACAGUCCGAAGCACCGCUGCCCCCGCCCCCGCCAGAAGAGCCCGCCCCCGCCCGGCCUGGAUGGCGUACGAUGCAGCCCCGUCUAUCUCGUCGCUCGCGGAGAGCGCAGGCUAGUGCGCCACCUCCGCCGUCUGAACCGCCGGCCCCUGAACCGCGCCCUUCAGAAUCGUGGGCUACGUGGCAGCCGAAUCCUGCGUUCGUCCCAACCCCGCCCAGUGUAUCCGUCCGACAUGAGCUCCUCGCGCCGCCGCAGCCGAGCCCUGGGUUGUUUGGACCACGCUCGCCUCGUGACUCGCUUAAUCGCGGAUGAACACGAUACUUCAACACCGAGAACCCAUGACCUUGUGACGAUGUUUUGAUCUACGUUUGUGAUAUGACCAAUUUUUCGUCGACAUACCACCUUGCUGUACCAUACCCUCAUGACUUGUUUGAUUCCUCAGUCUUCUUGCUGUCGCCCUUCUGAAUAUCUUGUUGUGCUAUAUACUACUUGCUGACGCCUACUCACUUGAAACCAUUGGAUCUGUACUUGCAACCUUACGGAAUGUUAAUCUUGUGUUGUGCUUGGAUCGGAUAACCGCAUGUGUUGUAGCAUGUAUCUGUCAGAAUUUUAGACCUCUUGAUCCCCUUGUAAAUAUGAUUGGUCGAUAUACAGUCUGCUGUCUCGUAUUACAUCUCC
Molecule: messenger RNA, 10481 nt
Organism: Laetiporus sulphureus 93-53
Lineage: Eukaryota; Fungi; Basidiomycota; Agaricomycetes; Polyporales; Laetiporaceae
Exons: 18
Coding region: 84-10115 (3343 amino acids)
Source: RefSeq, a predicted model, not a curated record